Pseudomyrmex gracilis is the source of this 2300-nucleotide messenger RNA. Its product is annotated as zinc finger protein 658B-like. The record is from RefSeq and is a predicted model, not a curated record. Gene Ontology annotation, biological process: regulation of transcription by RNA polymerase II. The transcript is spliced from 4 exons. Gene Ontology annotation, cellular component: nucleus. The coding region runs from base 190 to 2091 and encodes 633 amino acids. Gene Ontology annotation, molecular function: DNA-binding transcription activator activity, RNA polymerase II-specific; zinc ion binding; RNA polymerase II cis-regulatory region sequence-specific DNA binding. NCBI's taxonomy places the organism in Eukaryota, Metazoa, Arthropoda, Insecta, Hymenoptera, Formicidae.
UAAGAACGUAACCUCUUGACGUCGCCGAAAGCGAUCGAGAUCUGUGUGUCUGUUUUUUUGAAAAAAUAAAAAAUAAAAAGGAAUGUAAAUUAAAAUUGCUGACUAAAACCAAAAAGAAAUAUUAUCGGGGUGUGCCAAGAGGUCCGAAAUCGGGCUGAAGCGGUUGUUCCUGCGGUUCGGCAAAUAAAGAUGUUCAUAGUCACAAAGGAGAUCGACAGCGAGAACAUCAGCAAAUUGUGUCGCACGUGCCUGAGAGAGGACGGCGACAAGAUGGUGUGUUUAUUCGUGGGCCCGGCCGGUUCCUCGCUCGCCGCUAAACUCCGAUCUCUCUCUUGCUUGGAAGUCUGGCAAGGCGACGGCUUACCAGAGAAGAUGUGCGAUCGCUGCGUCACCAGAGCGGAGUCUGCUCUUCUGUACAGAGAACAAUGUCGUGCAGCGGACAGGGCUCUGAGACAAGCCGCGUUGAAGGUAUCAGGACUUGCGUCGUACGCUGCUGUUUCCGGCUGCAAGUUGUAUCAGAACCAACAGAAUCAGGGAUUCCUGCCUGUGCAGAAUUCUCACAAACCUUUGAAAUGCAUGGAGUGCGGCGCGAUGUUUAUGAACUAUCAGGAGCUCUACGCCCACAAUCGACUGCAUUUACCGUUUAUGCAGGAUAACAUACCUAUGCAACACAUGCACAUUGUAGAAUCUCAGAAUCCGUACCUGAAUUUCACUCAUGUCAGUUCAAACUUCGUCAACGACAACAUACCGAAUACCCAGUUGUCCCCUUUGGUCAGGUCGAACGUGAUGCACACCAUGUCGUUGAACGAGGAGAGCUCGAGUCGAGCCGCCUGUGCCUUACAUUGCUCGUUGUGCAAUCACACCUUUACCAACAGAAGACAACUUAUAAAUCACAACAUAACGCACAGCACGGAAAACGUCGAUAUAUCGUGCGACAACGAGAACAUCGAGAUCUGCGAAAACUCAAAUCACAUUCCGCAGAACCUGAGCUACGAGAGAUCCAUUCACUCGAUCGAUAAUACCGUUCAGAAUCUGUCGUAUCAGAGAUCCACCGUGGACGAUAACGACGGUAUGCAGAAUAUAAAUUUUCCCGAGAACAUUGAUCUGGACGGCGUCCAGGAGAGCAAUUCCGAGCGCAUGCAGAACGUAACGAUGCAUUCCGAAAAUGACGUGUCGAUCGCGGAAAAUCUGAGUUUCAUAAAGGCGCCCGAGAAGAACAAGCAACUCAUGAUCGAGUAUCAGGGAUGUCCGACUGAUAACGGUUAUAAGCAGCCUCUCGAGAUCAAAGACACGGAAGAUGUUCAUGCGAAGAAGCACCAGUGCGAAAUAUGUCUGAGACAAUUUUCACAAAAAUCGAAGCUGUACGCUCAUCAGUUGUCCCACUCGGGUCAGCAGCCGUUCAAAUGUCUGAGCUGCGGCAAGGGUUACACCUCGAAGAGCAAACUCAAUGCGCACAUGAGACUGCACACCAAAACCAAUGUGCAUCAGUGUAAGGUUUGCGAUAAAAUAUUCCCGUAUCCGUCGUACUUGGACGAACAUAUGAAGGUGCACAACAAGAUCGACGAUACGUCGCAGAGCAAGGACUUCGAAUGCGGCACCUGCAGCAAACGUUUUCGUCUUCUGAAGAACCUGAAGGCUCACGAGAGACUUCACACCGGGAAGGGCGUGGUGCAAUGCGAGAUUUGUGACAAACAAUUUAGCCAUAAUUACAAUCUGAAAAUGCAUCUGCAGACGCACAAGACGUCGAGGGUGCACAAAUGCGAGUAUUGCGACAAGCGUUUCGUGCAGAAGGGUAAUCUGGUUGAACAUUUGCGAAUUCACACAAAAGUGAAACCCUUCGCGUGUAAAUUGUGCGGCAAGAGAUUCGCGCAAUCGAGCCACCUGAAAAGUCACGAAGCCUCUCACGGCACUUUGAGGCAGCACCAGUGUCGAUUAUGCGGCAAGAGAUUCAAACUGGCGAAUCAUCUGAAGCGACACUUGAAUUUGCAUACCGGCACAAAAACGUACAAGUGCAAUCAAUGCAACCAAAUGUUUUCGCAGUCUUUCAGUUUGACUAGGCAUUUGAAGAAACACAACGAGUCGCACAUGUAGUUUGUCCGAUGAUAAAUCGCAAUUUAUGUACAUACGUGUGAAUACACAUAUUUUACAACGUAAGAGGUAAAAGUUCUGGGGAACUGCAAUUAUUUUUAUUCUUUUACAAAAAUCACAAUUUCCGAUUCCGUUCCAAGUAUCCAUAAAUCUUUCUGAUCCAAACUCAAAGAUCUUACAAAUGUUUUUUUUUUUUUUUUUUUUGACCAGAU